UCCACGAGGUUAGCGUAAAUACACAGUAAUUCCAGUAUUAAGGGAUGUUUGAAAGAUAUAAGAAUAAGUGAAUGACCAGUAUGUUCAAAGUAUCUUUUAUUUGUUUGAGGACGGAAAUAGAAUUGCUGUGUUGAAUUGAUUGUGAAGGGUGAAUUAUUCAAUAGAUACUGUGCAGAACUGAUUGAAAUUAAACUGGAAAAUAAACCACUGAAAAAGGGCUUAGGAGAAAUAUGUGUAAUAGGUGUUGAUCUAGCAUUAUAGAGUAACGGAGGACACAUUUAGAAAUAUUAAAUUGGUUCUGAAUUGCAAAAGACAGCUUUAAAGUAAGCAGUAACGGUUUUCGUUAAUGGAAAAGUGAGAAAAAUUUAACUUCCAAGUGACGAAGCAAUUUAUAUUUGUAAAGACUUUUGCCCCAAUUACAGAACAGAUUUCUACGAGGACAAAGCAGAUGAGAGUCAGCCACUGUAUAUGUCCCUCAUCGUUAAUCAUGUGACAUCAGGCCUUGUAUGAAUACAUUGAUCUAUUGACCCUCAGUGAACGUGAUACUGCUUUUGUUUGGACUGACAGCUUUUAGCUUUAUUGUAUUAUUAUCCCAUAAUUGGGGGCUGCUAUUUUAACAGUGGAAAUUACAGAGGAUAAAAAAAUUGUGUCAAUAUUUUACACCUCUUCAGGAAGGGAUUUAACUGUUCAUUUUGUGAAGAAUGAUUUAUAAUACUGAAACACAAUGAUGAAUUGUGAGUGAAAAUGAAAUGGACAUCCAGGCUACAGAUGAGUACAAAGCUUUGGAAAUCUACCUUCAAAAGGCACAGGAAGAAAUUGGACGUUCAUUAUCUAAUGGUAACUCGGUAGAAUCAUUACAAAAUGGCUACCCAGGGAAGAGACAUCGUAGUUUUACCUCUGAGUCAGAUCUAGAUAGUUCUCAUAGCUACUGGCAACAUGUUGGAUCAGGCAGAACUGGCAAACGGCACAGCUUCUCAUCUAUAUCCAAUAAUAGAUAUAGUAUUAAACCAUCUUCUAAAGAAUUAUCACAGCAGAGUUCAAAAAGACACAGUGACCCUUCAAGGUCAAAGACUGACCAUCUAAAUGGACAUAGUAAUAAACCCUCUACUAAAGAACUAUCACAGCAAACUUCUAAAAGACACAGUGACCCUUCAAGGUCAAAGACUGACCAUCUAAAUGGACAUUAUCAAUACAUUGUUGUCCAGCCGAGGAGAAGAGUGGACAAAGAGUUGUCUCCCCGGACAGCUGAAUCAGUAAAAGAGAAUUUGAUGCCCUAUCAAAAUGGAAGAGAAAACAGAUCACUAUUGUUACCAUCAUUUAGUCAAGAAUAUGAAGACGUUGAAGAUGCUGAUGAUCCAUGGGAGAAACGGUCAGAGUCCUCCUUCCCACCACCUGUAGAAAAAAUUGAGAAAAUAAUAAGUUCAACUUUAAAAAACAACAGAGGAUUACAAAGAUCUUUGACUUCUCCUAAUUUUUCUACAGGUAGAAAUGGUAUUGACAGAUCUAAAUACCAGAGAAGUAAAACUUCAAUGAAUAGCAUGGAAGGGGAGGUUUUCUAUGGUAGUGAUCAGACAAAUAUUGACAUGAAGAAUGAUGAAUUAUUUAUAAGUGAAAGUGACAUUUAUAAGUCUGUUUGUAGACCAAAGAGGGCCCGGAGUCAUUCAACUACUGGUAUUCAGACAUCAAUAGAUGAAAACUUUAACUUUUUGUGCAGUGAAGAUAAAGGGUCAAGUUGUCUGUCAAUACCAAACUAUGUAACAAUAGGGACAAAUACAACAGACUCACUAAAACGACCAAAGAAGAAAGGAAAAAUUGAAGGAAAACCAUCAGAAAAUUGUGUUCAGUGUGAAAAUAAAACUGAAAACAGAUUAUCUGCUACAAAACCUAAUAGUUUUCCUGAAAAACUUCAAAGUGUUCAUCUUUCUAAUUUUAUGAAUGAUGAAUCCCCAGAAAUGCAAAUGGUUGUCAACGCUACCAGUCCUGUUAUAAACCGUCGAAAUAGAAACCGUGACAAGCUGAAGUUGGGGUCGCAUAGUUUUCGAAAUAGACCUCUUCCUGAUCCAAGCAGUCUUCAAAUUGAAACUGCAAAAACUCUUCCUGAAGUGGUUAUCCCACAACAGGAAAUUAGUAGUGUUCAUAACAGUAGUGAUAUAUCUCUCAAAAUUGAGGACAAAUCAAAACAUUCCAAAGACUCUACAGUGAAAGAGGGGAAAAAAGGGAAAGGACUUGUUAGAUCGAAAUCAAAAAAGAAAAAUAAGACAAAUAUUGAAAAAAGUGCUAUUGAUUCUUUUGAUAAAGAAAAUUCAAAUAUUGAUAUUAGUUCAAAGGGUUGUGCAAUAGAUGAUAUUAAUUCAAAAGAAUACAAAUUAAUGAAAAAAGAACUAGCUCAAACAUGGCAUGGCAUCAGCAGUAAAAGAUGGAAAAAGUUUUAUUCACCUGUUGCUCAGGCUGUUUGGAAUGACCUUGAAGGGAAGAUGGAAGGUGAAAAUAAACCUCUGACUCAAAAAGAGGAGGACAAUUUGAAACUGGGAUCCAGUACAAUGCCAACUAAGACAUUGUUAGACACAAUGCAUAAGAAAUACUGUGCCUAUCAGUAUAAAGAUACUCUAAAACUCCCUUCACCAGACGACCUUGUCAUGCACUUGAAACUGAAAUCAAGUCCUCCACCUCCAGAUAGGAUGAAGUCAAAGGAAUGGAUAAUGAGACACUAUGUAAUCCCACCAGGGAAAGGUGCUAUAUCUACUCCAUCUAGUCCAGAACAGGCCAAGAAAAGGUGGAUGUAUAAUGAAAGGGAGACAACUCAAGCUGAAUCUUUUGAACUUGAGAGGAAGAUAGAGAAAACUUCACCUGAAUUAUCAGAGCAGGAGAAUGAGAAGCUGAAACCAGCAAAAGAAGUUGAAGUGGAAGCAGUAGAAGCUACUAGAUGGUUAAAAGAAGCAGGAUUCCCUCAGUAUGCUCAGAUGUAUGAUGAUGGUCAGUUUCCAGUUGACAUCAUUUCAGUGGAAAAAGACCAUGAUUUUCUGGACAGAGACUCCAUGCAACCUCUGAUCAGACGUUUAAGUACACUAAACAAAUGUGCAAUAAUGAGAAUAGUAACUCCUACUCGUAAAACUAAUGAAGAUUCUGAUGACGAUGAACAGUGUGCUUUAAGUGACAAGUGGAAAUAUCAACCCAACAUUCGACGCUGGUCACGUAAAGGACUAAAAGACGCAGUUAGUGUCACACAGCCUGGAAACACAACAGUCAAAUCUAGUUCAAGUAAUGAUAGUUUGUUAGCUGAUCAGAACAGUAGUAGUGAAACAGGGGACAGUCCCGUACUGGAUCAUAAAAUGCACCAUGAAAUGGGGAAAUCUACGGACGAUUUAUGUGUAAAUAAUCAUUCCAAAACCAUGGAUAAUGGAAUUUCCUCUGUAACAUUUAGUCCAAGAUUACGGAGGGCAGCUAGUGAAAGGAUAAAAGGUGCUAAAAAUUUCUUGAAAAGGGUAGAAAGUUUUAAAAGUAGAAAAAAUAAAAGACUUCCGAGAACUGCUGGAAACACGGUUGAGAUUAGUGGUCCUGUUAUUGAUAGUGCCGAUAUGAAAGAAAAAAUUAAGCAUUUAAAUUGUAAAGACUUAAGUCCGACAUUGGAAGAUAUGCCUCCUCCGUUAGAUACAAGUUCUCCAUUAGACGGUAAAACUUCUGAAAUACCAGAACCAUGGUCUAGUGAAACAACCGACUAUAAACAAACAACUGGAUCGAUAGUCCAUACAUUACCAAAGUCUAGUUCAGGCUGUGAUAGAACUGUUAAAUCUAGUAGUGCUAUGGUGACACAAAACGACUUGUCUCCGACUGACCAUAAUAUGUUACAAGAAUUAGAUCUGUCAAUGUCAAUAAGUGAUUCAAGUUCCGACACAUCUAUCACAUCUCAGAACGGUGCUUUAUAUGGACAUGAACGAUUCCGUGUUAAUCGAUGGAACGAUAAUUCUGACUUGUUCUAUUUACCACAAGAUUAUAUUCCCGGGAAAUUUCCUAAAACUUUAAACGAAGAUAGCGGGAUCAAUUUAAGAACUGGUAGUUUUAGUUACUCACAAGACAAUGAAUCAGAUUCCAGUACCCCCAUACCUGUACGUCGACGAGGGUCAACCAACCCGAGAGUAGAACAUAGAGGUAGUUUCUAUGACAAUGUGCCGUUAGAGGAGAAUCUAGAGGCUGCACAAGAGGAACUGGAUGAUAUUUUACAUAAACUUUUCCAAGAUAUAAAUGGUCUGAAUAAAGCUAUUUAUGGUGAAGAUGCAGAGGAUUAUGAGCCACCACAAUCCAACACUUCUAAUGUCACUGACAUUGAUGAAGCAGAUGACAGUCUCCAUGACGAUAAUGACAUCACAAGUGGUACAGUGUCAUCUCCAGACAGUAGUGAUCAUGAUCUGCCAGACUCUUUGCAUGAUGAUUCAGCAGAACACAUAGAAUGUCGUGAGAGGAGAGACUCUGGAGUAGGAUCUUCUCUUACUAGAGCACCUAGUGAUAGAAGAAGAAACAGAAUACGAUGGCACAGUUUUCAGAAAUCUCACCGUCCAAGUUUUGGCAGUCAGACUGUUCACACCACAAACUUGUCUGUAUGUCAGUUAAUGGUACUACAAAAACUGUCCUUGUGUAAAUUAACGGGUUUAAUAGAAAAAUACUCACAAAAUCGUUCUGGUUGGAGCUGGACAGUUCCAAGGUUCAUGAAACGACACAAAAUUCCAAAUUAUCAAGAAAGGAAUGUAUUCGGAAUUCCAUUACUUGUAACCCUUCAGAGAACUGGACAGCCAUUACCACAAUGUAUGCUAUAUGCAAUGAGAUACCUGCGUAAGAAUGCAGCCGAUGCUAUUGGAAUAUUCAGAAAGGCAGGGGUACGAUCAAGAAUACAGAAAUUAAAGAAUGAAGUUGAAGCAAAUCCAGAUACCAUAGAUUUUGAUGAUCUCCAGGCCUAUGACGUAGCUGAUUUAUUGAAACAAUACUUCCGUGAACUCCCAGAAUGUCUGAUGACCAACAAGUUGUCAGAAAUCUUCCUGAAUAUUUUUAUUUCUCUCCCAGUGGAAUCCCGAUUAGAAGCUUUACAAGCCACGGUCAUCCUAUUACCUGAUGAGAACCGUGAAGUUCUUCAGUCAUUGUUGUACUUCCUGGCCGACAUAUCCAAAGACGCAUCAGAACAUCAGAUGACGGCUAGUAACUUGGCAGUCUGCUUUGCACCAUCUCUCUUUAGUCUGAACGGUGCCAAAUCUUUAACAGGAAGUCCAAGCCCUAGACGUCCACGGAAAAACCUUGGUGUUCCUGAUGCUAGAGAAUUAUUGGAACAGAAAGCUGCCCAUGAAUGUCUAACAACCAUGAUUACAGACAGCAAACAGUUAUUUACAAUAUCUGAGGCUACCAUGAGUAAAUGCCGGUUUUCAUACAUAGAGCAAGGUGAUCCUAUCUCAUUACAAGAGUUUAACAACAACUCAUCAGAGACUGAGCCAGGAUAUCAGGCCUUUGUAGAAAACUCUAUACAAGGACUCCUGAAGGAAUCCCAUGACAAAUUUCGAGGUUGGGUAUCUGUUUCAAUACCAGGUGAUGUGGAUGUUUCCUUCAAGAAAGUAGGAGAUGGCCAUCCACUGAGAUUGUGGAAAUGCUGUGUGGAUGUGGAGGCACCUCCUGAAGUUGUCCUGGAGAGGGUUAGAGAUGAGAGACAUAUUUGGGAUGAAGAUUUAUUGAAGUGGCAUACAGUAGAAAAGCUUGACGACCAAACUGACGUGUUCCAGUAUGAAAGAAAUUCUUUGCCCCCUCAUCCAGCUACAGACUUCUGUAUACUCAGAGGCUGGAGGACAGAUUUACCUAAAGGAUCUUGUGCCUUGGUCUCAACCUCAGUGGACCAUCCGAAAGUAGAGGUCCAAGAGGGUAUACAGGGUGUUGUACUGGUAUCACACUUUCUUAUAGAACCCUGUGGGACUGGAAAAUCUAGAAUUAUACACAUGUCUAGAACAGAUCUCAGAGGAAGAACUGCAGAAUGGUAUAAGAAGUCAUACGGCCAUAUUUGUGUAAGCCUUCUAGAGAGGAUCAGAGAUUCUUUCAAACAGGAUACAACAGGACCAGAAUCUGUCGUAUAACUAUGGACUAUAUAUACUGUUUAAACCAUCAGUUAAAUCUUAGAAGAGGAAGUGCCUGAUUUCAUCUAGCUAGCAAAUAACAGACUCAAUUUAUAUACACAUGAACUUGCCAAGUCCAUCAAGAUAUUUUAGAUACACCAGAAAUGAAUAAUGUAAAAUGCAAUAAGCAAGAUAUUAUAGUUUUCAGAAUUCCAGACAAAAACAUCUGGAAUUGGAAAAUCCAAUUAAAUUAUAUAUUAAUUCAGUAUUUAUAACAAUGUAUAUCCAGUAAGAAACAAAACAUUGUUUAAGCAUUUAUAGUGCAUUUAUUCUGUGCCAUUUUCAUUUUUCCAUCAACAGUUAUCCAUCAUUUAUUUAAAAUCACAUUCAGUCAUGAAAUUUAGAAAAAAACAAAGAUGGGUUCAAGCUUUUCUUGGGCUGUAGUUGCACAUGGCUUUAAUGAGCACUUCUUUAGGUUCUUAGUUAAACCAGAAUACCUCACAUUUUAUUUUAAAUGGCCGUAAAGCAGUUAAAAGUUGGUUGGAUGUUGACUCAAAUCUUGAUAAUGAGAUUAGCUAAUGGGAGAUAACUCUUAACAGAUGGUGCUAGUCAUGUUUUGUUUUAUUUUGUAGUCCCAAAUGUUUUACUAGUUUAUUAAAUCCAUAAGUUACCUCUAAGUCGGUUCUACAAAAUUACUGGGUUUUUUCCUUUAAUUGCAUAAAAAUUAGAUUUUUUUUCUGGGAAAGAAAAAAUAUAGAAUAUGUCAUCCAUUAUCCACAUUUUGAGGUAAUACAUCUUUUAAAAUAUUUUAUCUACUGUUAAAUAUGUAUGCUUUUCACCAAUAUAAGUCAGAUAUAUAAUGAAAUGUAUACUUUUGUUGUUAAAUACCUAAGUUAGGUGUAUGUACUAUUGUUAUGGAAUGUAUAUUUUAACAGUGCAAUCUUUGAUUACAAAGUUAUUUCUUGUAAUAAAAAGGUAUACAUUUUAUGACAAUGUUGAAUGUAAAUAUAUGGUCUAUGUAUAUUGGAUCCUGUCAUUGAUAUUUGUGUAUAUUUCCUUCAGAGGAAAUGUACAUUUCAUUACCUCAAACUUAUAUUUCCAUUAUUCCAACUAUUAUUGUUAUUAAAAUGUUCAUAUAAGUAAACAAACUGUUAAGAAAAUGUCAAAUUAAAAUAUAUAAAUAUAAAUGAA
Messenger RNA from Mytilus trossulus (common blue mussel), 7271 nucleotides. RefSeq names its product rho GTPase-activating protein 7-like. The record is from RefSeq and is a predicted model, not a curated record. Bases 750 to 6101 code for a protein of 1783 amino acids. Gene Ontology annotation, biological process: signal transduction; regulation of Rho protein signal transduction; actin cytoskeleton organization. Gene Ontology annotation, molecular function: lipid binding; GTPase activator activity. The transcript is spliced from 23 exons. NCBI's taxonomy places the organism in Eukaryota, Metazoa, Mollusca, Bivalvia, Mytilida, Mytilidae.